AUACACACAAUCAAAUCAGCUCUUAAAAAGUCAAUUAGUUCUUUUUCGUUUUAUUUCUUUGUAUACAGUAAAUUUUUGCCUUUAGUUUAAUCAAAAAUUGGUUGAUUGUUUUUUCGUUUGUUCAACUUUAUUUUGUUUUUAAAUUGUCUGUAUCAAAUAUCCGCCCGACAUGAAUCGAUAUUCGUAUAACACAGAUUCAUCCUAUCAGGAUCGUCAAAGUGCAAUGGGCAGUGAAAAUAUCAUGGACGAAUUGGCAACAUUGAUAAGAACUGACAUUCCAGAAGGCAGGCAAAGUCUUCAGGACAGCUACACAAAUCUAGCUCGCGUCGCUGAAUAUUGUGAGGAUACUUACUAUAGGUCAGACAACAAGAAAGCAGCGCUCGAAGAAACAAAAAAUUAUACAACACAAUCGCUGGCCAGUGUUGCAUACCAGAUCAAUACGUUAGCGUACAAUUAUCUGCAAUUGUUAGAUAUGCAAGCGCAGCAACUCGGUGAAAUGGAAUCACAAAUGAAUCACAUUGCUCAGACGGUUUCCAUUCAUAAAGAAAAAGUUGCAAGACGUGAGAUUGGAGUAUUGACAGCAAAUAAAAUUAGCACGAGACAGUAUAAGAUCGUCGCUCCAUUAAAUCCAGAGAAACCAAUUAAGUAUGUUCGCAAGCCAAUCGAUUAUUCGAUUUUGGAUGAUAUUGGCCAUGGAUUGCAUGCUAAACAAAAACAACGAGUAUCGGCAGUUCAACAAAUACAAGCUCAACCAAAUGCCGUUGGUCCACCACCAACAACAAAACCACCAACACCACCUCAAUUGAACCGAGGUUCAGUGCAAUUGAAGGCUGGCAAUACGGGAACGCUUGGAAAGAGUUCGCGCGAGUAUCGAACGCCACCAGCUGUUAUUCCACCACAAGUUCCAUCUCAUUAUGCGCCAAAUUAUCCAGUCGGUCAUCCACGUCGACAAACUAGUGAACGUGGACCCGGUUAUAGUGCCGUUCCAAUGCCACCAAAUCAACAAAUUGCACCGAUAAAUCUAGUUCAUCCAUUGCCACCACCACCACCAACUACCUUUGAUGACAGGGGUUCAAUGCCAGCUCCUCCAUCACCAUUGACCAUGACUAUGACACAUGAGAUGCCCGAUCAAAAUCAUGUUGGAAUGCAUACUUUGGGUCGAAAUAUCAGCAGAAAGCAUCUUCACAGACCUGGUUCGCAGUCACCACCAUUGCCACCGCCACCACCAGAAGAUGACGAAAAUCAGCAUUUCGGACGGCCAAGAACACAAUCGGUUGGUCCAUUAGCUCCAAUCGUUCCAGAUGACCAAAAUCUUCCGGGCUGGGUUCCAAAGAAUUACAUCGAAAAAGUGGUUGCUAUCUACGAUUACUAUGCUGAUAAAGAUGACGAAUUAAGUUUCCAAGAGAGUUCAGUAUUGUAUGUGCUCAAAAAGAACGAUGACGGUUGGUGGGAAGGAGUCAUGGAUGGCGUAACUGGACUGUUUCCUGGAAAUUAUGUUGAGCCAUGUGUUUAAGCAAUGCAACAGGAUAAAAAAAGGCAAAAACACCACAAAUAUCCAAGAAAACUCAGUGCACGGUUCAAAUUUUGAACAAGCGAAUUAAGUCAGAUAAAUAUCGCAUUUACUGCUAUUAUUAUCAAUUAUUCCAUUGUGUGAAGCAAGAAAAAAACGUAAUGAUCAAGACACAAAUUUCAUAUUUUUUAAUUUAUAAAAAUAAAAUAUACUACAUAAUAUAAGCUAUAUUGUAUGUUGGGAGUCCUCGUUUUAUAUUCGUUUUUUCGUUCACUUUUCCAAUUGCCCCAUUCUGGGAUAUAUGUGAAUUUUAAACGGUAGAAACAAAAUUGGAUUAAAUAAACACUCGACCUAUAACUAUUAUUACAAUUAAACUAAAAUUAUGCAAUAAUCGAAAUAAAAAAACAACAUCGUUUAUAUGAAUCAUUUUGAAAUAUAAACUGCCAAGUUAAAUAAA
Contarinia nasturtii (swede midge) is the source of this 1967-nucleotide messenger RNA. RefSeq names its product abl interactor 2 (gene Abi). Gene Ontology annotation, molecular function: SH3 domain binding. The transcript has 9 exons. Lineage: Eukaryota; Metazoa; Arthropoda; Insecta; Diptera; Cecidomyiidae. The coding region runs from base 170 to 1513 and encodes 447 amino acids. The record is from RefSeq and is a predicted model, not a curated record.